AUGAAUUGUGAUGCAAGUUGUCUAACGGAGCCCCUGAGGCCUGGUUUGUCUCAUGUAACACAAUUUACAUAUUUAUCACAUUAUAAGGAAAUUCAAUUUCAAUUUUCACCGAAAAAGAAGAAACUUUCAGAUGCCUCAACCCAACAGAAGAAGCUCGGAAGAACUGCCUCUAGGCCUUUAGCUCCGGAUAUUUAUGUGUCUGUCAAACAAUGGCAAACGACGGUUUCAGCAUUUAUUCUCACUUCAAGGCAUUUGAAUAAUAAUAGAUUUUAUGCAAAUUAUAGUGAACUGAGGGAAGUUCAAGCCAUGCGAAUGUGA
Messenger RNA from Clunio marinus, 318 nucleotides. The record is from the annotation of a GenBank genome assembly. NCBI's taxonomy places the organism in Eukaryota, Metazoa, Arthropoda, Insecta, Diptera, Chironomidae.